Tripterygium wilfordii is the source of this 1181-nucleotide messenger RNA. RefSeq lists its product as uncharacterized. The transcript is spliced from 5 exons. Bases 57 to 974 code for a protein of 305 amino acids. The record is from RefSeq and is a predicted model, not a curated record. NCBI's taxonomy places the organism in Eukaryota, Viridiplantae, Streptophyta, Magnoliopsida, Celastrales, Celastraceae.
CUCAAACAGAUUCUCCACAACCCAGAAACACUCGUAGCAGAGACGGAGCUUAAACAAUGGAGAGAGCCACACCUGUGAGGAAGACCCACACUUCCACCGCCGACCUCCUUACUUGGCAGGAGGUUCAACCGUCUGACUCCUCCACCGCCGCCUCCCAUCGGUCCGGCGCUCGUUCACACCAGCCGUCGGAUGGCAUCUCCAAGGUCCUCUCCGGAGGUCAGGUCACUGAAGAAGAAGCUGAGUCUCUCGUGAAGAAGAGACCUUGUUCAGGGUAUAAGUGGAAAGAAAUGACUGGCAGUGGUAUAUUUGCUGCCAAUGGUGAAGAUGAUGCAACAGAUUCUGCUGCUAUGAGUCCUAAUAACAGAACGAAAGUGCGUGGCUAUCAGCAAGCGAUAAAUGGAAUUAGCCAAAUAUCAUUCAGUUCUGAGGAGAGCAUCUCUCCAAAAAAGCCUACCUCUAUUCCUGAGGUAGCAAAGCAGCGUGAAUUAAGCGGUACAUUGCUACAUGAGUCAGAUGCAAAAAAUAAGAAGCAGAUAUCAAAUGCAAAGAUCAAGGAGAUCAGUGGACACAACAUCUUUGGCCCUCCUACUGAAACUGUGCCUCAAUCAUUGGUUGCUGCACGCUCCUUGGAAUCAAAAGAAACUAAAGACCUUGGGGAGCCUGCACCUCGCAAUGUGCGAACGUCUGUCAAAGUUUCCAAUCCCGCCGGAGGUCAGAGUAGUAUUCUGUUCAGUGAAGAACCUGUCGUUAAGACAUCAAAGAAAAUUCACAAUCAGAAAUUUGCAGAGCUGACAGGAAAUGAUAUUUUCAAGGGAGAUGUUCCUCCAGGGUCUGCUGAAAAACCACUGAGCACUGCUAAGCUGAGAGAAAUAAGUGGCAAUGACAUCUUUGCUGACGGGAAGGCAGAAUCCCGUGAUUACUUCGGCGGUGUUCGCAAGCCCCCUGGUGGUGAGAGCAGCAUUGCAUUAGUUUGAAACUUUGUAUCCAUCUGUAAUUCUAUUGUGUUUGCAAACUCAUGGUACGUAUUAGACUGGAUGAUGGCCACUCAUGCCUUGUGAUGCAGUUUCUUUUGACAGUGAAGUCAUGUAUGUGGGUAAUGUGGCUUUCUUUCACGUUCAGAUUUAACUUUCUGAUCGAAACUGCUGGAUGAAUGACCAAAUGAAUUUUCUUGAUAAUGUGUA